Exophiala dermatitidis NIH/UT8656 is the source of this 390-nucleotide messenger RNA. RefSeq lists its product as uncharacterized. The transcript is spliced from 2 exons. The record is from RefSeq and is a predicted model, not a curated record. Bases 1 to 390 code for a protein of 129 amino acids. NCBI's taxonomy places the organism in Eukaryota, Fungi, Ascomycota, Eurotiomycetes, Chaetothyriales, Herpotrichiellaceae.
AUGUCCGCAACAGCACCAGCAGUGGUCCCACCAAACAUUAUGGUCCUGGUAUCCCCCGUCAAAGGACAAGAAGACCGCGUUGCCGAAUUGAUCGAACAAGUUUCACAAGCCGUCAAAACCCACGAGCCCUGGAUCAGGUAUUAUCGCUGGUACGCCGUCCGUGAAGUCGAAAGUGAUCCGGACGAACAUGAUCGCGAGCGUGGGCAUGGUGGUGUAACGGAAUUUUAUGUCGUUUUUCGACUCGACGACCCGACCAAACUCAUCAGUCGCCGCGACCUGCCUCACCACCAGGAAAUCGCCAGGGUGAUCCGCGAGGAGAAUCUGCUGCGUUCGCCGCUCCAGUAUUUGAAGCUCGAGGACCGAGGGUUCUGGACUCGUGAGGGAAAUUGA